AUGUCUGUCCAGACUAAUGGAGUCAAAAGCGACAUCAAACAAUGGUAUCCUUCGAGAAUUCUAGACAAAAAUGGAGGAGAUAAAAAGUUCUGCUUGAUCGUGUUGAAUCAGCCCAUUGUACAUUUAGAGGCAUUCGAUCGCUUAUGGUCGAAUGCUUCCUACAAGUUUUUUGCGGAUGGUGGAGCCAAUAGAGUCUUUGAUACGUUCAAGCACGAUAAAGCAUUAUUAGAAAGAUAUACUCCAACUGAAAUUCGAGGCGAUUUAGACUCCCUUCGUCCUGAAGUUCGGGAGUAUUAUGAAUCUAAAAAUAUAAAAAUUACUAGAGUGACAUGUCAAGAUACCACAGAUUUUCAAAAAUGUGUAGCUCUAAUGCAUGAGAAAGAAGAAAAAGAUGGUCAAAUUUAUGAUCUUGUUGCUGUGCCUGCCCUUGGAGGAAGAUUCGACCAAACAAUAUCCAACAUUAAUAUGCUAUUUCAACUAAGAGAUGAUACAGACAGAAGGGUCAUUCUAAUCAGUGAUGAGAAUCUUACUAUGUUAUUGGAUAAGGGAACGCAUCACAUCCACUGUCAGCUGGACUUGGAAGGCCCGACGUGCGGUAUUUUGCCCAUGGGAACGUCAGUUACAUUGACCACUAAAGGAUUAAAAUGGGAUAUGGAUCAAUUGUACUGUUCGUUUGGUGGCAUAAUAAGCUCUUCUAAUAGUGUUGUAAAUGAUCUAGUAGAAGUCACUGCAGAUGCUCCUGCCGUGUGGACGAUUGAACUUAACCUUCCAAAGUAA
Messenger RNA from Mycotypha africana, 777 nucleotides. Its product is annotated as thiamine pyrophosphokinase 1. The transcript has 8 exons. Gene Ontology annotation, biological process: thiamine diphosphate biosynthetic process; thiamine metabolic process. The record is from RefSeq and is a predicted model, not a curated record. NCBI's taxonomy places the organism in Eukaryota, Fungi, Mucoromycota, Mucoromycetes, Mucorales, Mycotyphaceae. Gene Ontology annotation, molecular function: thiamine diphosphokinase activity; ATP binding; thiamine binding. Bases 1 to 777 code for a protein of 258 amino acids.